Messenger RNA from Bactrocera tryoni, 1230 nucleotides. RefSeq lists its product as uncharacterized. Bases 831 to 1157 code for a protein of 108 amino acids. Lineage: Eukaryota; Metazoa; Arthropoda; Insecta; Diptera; Tephritidae. The transcript has a single exon. The record is from RefSeq and is a predicted model, not a curated record.
CUCGUACCACCGUCGUACAAUUGCUGUGAUGGCUCAUGUGAUCAGAAUACGUAUUAUGGAUUGUGUCGAUAGCCGGCAUCCCGAAGAUAAAUUCUACGGCUACAUUUGUAAUUAUGUCUGUGAAGUACAGAAUUAUUUCAAUUGUGAGAUUAAGAGACAUACAGUUAAUGAGGCGCGUCUACAAUACUCGUAGUGGUGACUGCGCGCACCACGUCGGUGAUUUUUUUACCUUCCGCACUUUGUUGAUGGCUUCGCAAGCAUAUUGACUGGGCUGUGGUCAGACAGCAGUUGGCCAAGUGCCAUAAGCAAACAUUUAAAUAAUACAAAAGAGGAUUGUUAGCUGUCCAUUAAGUGAAGUACAAACACACACACAUAUGUACAUUUAAGCACCUAUGUAGGUAUGUGUGUCGGUUCGUUAGCAUAUGGAAAUGUCUAUAGCUCACAUGCCUAGGUGUGCGCCAAUAUAGUUUGUGUGGAUCCCGAGACGAGAACAAGCAGCACUAACCAAAUACGGCAAGAAAUGUGCAUGUAGUGAUUUUUUCAUAAAAAUUUAUACAAAAUUUUUGCAUCUCCACAAAACACGUUGAAAGUGAAGCGCAAUAAGAAAAAAUAAUAAUAAAUAAUUACAUUAACAGUUCGAACAAUCAGAUUUAAACCGCAUCAGUGAUUAGUGCUGCACAGCGUCAACUCCUUAAUACCCAUAUAAAUAAGCUGUGACGUUCUACGCUAGCUGAUAGUCGAGAAGCAGCUGUGAUCUUGAAAAGUACUACAUCCAGCCGGUUGCUACACUUAAGCACUAAUCAAUAAAUAAAUAAAAAAACGAAAUAAACAUGAAGCUGCUGUUGUUUACAAUAUUGUUUAUACUUUUGGCGAAUGUUGCGGAAAUUUGUUCCGGUUACUCGUGGCCACUCGCCAAGGCCAUUAGGGGUUAUCAGCAAGAGGUUAGCGGCUAUUAUGGCGCCGAUUAUGGCUAUUACGGCGGCGCUUACAGUGGGCAGGGGCAAUAUGGCUACGAUCAAUAUGGACGCGAUAGGCGUCGCAACAAUCGUCGCACCGGACGCACCUUUAGCGACAUAGCACGUGUGGUCAAUCCGCAGCCGUAUGCAUUUGUGGGCGCGAGGCCAUACCCAGGACAGCCGUUCAAUCCGAUCGGAUGAGCGUGAUAUAAUAGAUAGAAAAAUAAUAGAUUGUGUCUUGUGAUAUGAAAAAUGUUUACAUAUUAAGUAAAUA